AAUUAACCAUCCAAUCAACAAGUGACUAUGCCGACGACCGAAUUAUUGCCCGAAGGCUAUGUGUGGAACUGUGAUUAAAAUCGACGGCAUUCAGGGAUCUUCAUCUGUGCUGUACCAUGCCUGCGUAUUUACCCCACAACUAGGUAUCCAAACUUGGAGGAUCGUGGUCCAUACGUCGACGUAAAUGAGUCCUACUGGACAAUCUUCAUAGACUUAGGUACUCUAAGAGCUAGACUACCGGCUACCUGAACAUACACCAUGCCAGCGAUUUGAGUAUAUCUACUAACUUAUAAAUAUGGGAACUUACCAAGCUAAAACGGAACUAUUGCUGCCCACUGUCACCCUUGGGGAUAAUCUAUGAAGGUGGCAGUGCGUCAGCCCUAGCUGCAUUCCAUGGCGAUCAAGUACAAACGCAUUGAAGACUUUCCAUGAUUGGUUUGCAGCGAGGGUUUUACUACGUAAGAGGUACAUGUUGGGUACCUAUUCUACCCAUACAAAUAGACCGGAACGUAACUACUAUCAUUGUGUUGGGUUGUUAUGAUGCUGAUCGCCAAGAGACUUGUUACUCUCACGACAGGCCUCAUUGUAGGACUUCUGUUCGAGCAUGCUUCAGCUCAAAAUGGUUGGCCAGCUCCCGAACCUAUGAAAGGGACUAUCCCCAACAACCCUAUCGCGCAGACACUAGACCCCGCCUUAAUUCGGCGCCAAUCAGAUAAUAAAUUAUUUCUAUACACCACGGGAAAGAACGGCAGCGUCUGGACGGCGGAAUCUCUAUACGGGCCUUGGACGCAUGAAGGCACUGCGAAGUUCCGCGAGUACGGCGGUGCCCCUUCGAUACAUCGCGUAGGGGAUACGUACUACGUCUACAUUAACAACCACGAAUUCGACUACUCUACGGUUGGCGUCACAGACCCUGCUAUACACACCUGGGCGCACAACUCUAGCCUCCUCGUCGCUUCGUCCAAGACGCUUGAGACCGGCGACUGGGAGUGGCACGGCCGCCUGGAGAUCGACUGGGCCAAGAGGUACAACAUUCUUGACGCGGCUCUACUCACCGUCGACGAGGGAGGAAAGCGUCGAAAUCUCCUCUCGUUUGGAUCGUACCAGCAGGGUAUCUUCCAACUUCCGCUAGCGGAUCCGCCGAUCAAGAUCGCAGACGGUGCCAACGAGAACAUCAGCCAUCUCGCCAAUAACAAGACCUCGGCUUUUCCGACCGGUCCGACGGAGGCUGCUUAUAUCUUCAAGUGGCAGGAUUGGUACUACCUGUUCUUCUCGUCCGGUCGAUGCUGCAAGCAGCCGGAUGGCCAUUGGGUCGAUAGGGGUGAUGUUUAUAAAGUGAUGGUGUGCCGCUUUAAGCGACCAGGUGGCGGAUUUGUUGAUGAUAAGGGGGCCGACUGCGCCAACAACAACGGCGGCAAGGAGAUACUAGGAACCCACGAUAACAUUUGGGCUCCCGGCGGUCAGGGGGUCCUUAUCGAUGAUGAGGCCGGGGGGCCUAUCAUAUAUUAUCAUUAUGUGCCAUAUGACGCUAAAAGCAAAACCCCCGCGAACGAGUUCCGAUUUGGUUGGAAUAAGCUCGACUUUGGCUCUGGAUGGCCUGCAGUUGUUGAAUAAUUUUAUCGCCUCAAAUAUGAGAGCUAGGUAUAAUGACAUUAUUAUUUAGAUCGGAUUCAUCGCUAUUGGGAACUAUAUGGGUUAAUAGAAUCUAAAGAGGUGCAUAUAUAUAUUUGAGCCGGGCGUAAAGCUAGGACAAGUUGAAGUUGAAAU
Daldinia caldariorum is the source of this 1767-nucleotide messenger RNA. RefSeq names its product glycoside hydrolase family 43 protein. The record is from RefSeq and is a predicted model, not a curated record. Bases 538 to 1614 code for a protein of 358 amino acids. Gene Ontology annotation, molecular function: hydrolase activity, hydrolyzing O-glycosyl compounds. Gene Ontology annotation, biological process: carbohydrate metabolic process. Lineage: Eukaryota; Fungi; Ascomycota; Sordariomycetes; Xylariales; Hypoxylaceae. The transcript is spliced from 3 exons.